Desarmillaria tabescens is the source of this 3019-nucleotide messenger RNA. RefSeq lists its product as uncharacterized. Gene Ontology annotation, molecular function: protein binding. The transcript has 3 exons. Bases 151 to 2832 code for a protein of 893 amino acids. NCBI's taxonomy places the organism in Eukaryota, Fungi, Basidiomycota, Agaricomycetes, Agaricales, Physalacriaceae. The record is from RefSeq and is a predicted model, not a curated record.
AGCAGACGACAACGACAGUUACAAACCCAUCGCUUCUGUAUUGACGGCGGAACAGAGGAUUGAAGGCACAGUUGGUGAGCGACAUACCGUCGGUGCUGUCUGGAACUUCCAGCUAUACCAUUCAGCAACCGGUAGUCGUCGUACACAUGCAUGUCAUCUACGCGGAUUUUAGCUCGUCUUCCAUGGCCAUCUCUUGGACGCCUCAACUGGAAUGUUGUAUCCCGAACCAUCGUCCACUCUCGGCAGCGUCUGGACGGCGUAGAAAUGUCAGAUGAGCCCUAUCCUUCCGAGCUACCGGACCGUAAAGUUUUCGAAGAACGGGAGAUGAAGGACUAUUCUGCUGUGUCCGCAGAGCUUAGGUCACCCCCGCGGACACGAGCGCUGGCGCAGGUCCUGACCGACCUCGUUUGCGCUGGAGACUGGGAGCUUGCGAACCGUGUUCGCCUCGAGAUGAUUGAAAACGGAGCAAAAAUAUCUCUGAAUCCCAUCUUCGAGAAAGCGGCUUUGGCUGCACUACGGUCUCUUCGUGUUGGAGAUGAUCUUAUGCCUUUCACAGUCUGGCUCGAGUUGUGUCCUGAUGCCUCCAACUCAGCACCAAAUCCAUUUCAAGCGACGCGUGAUUAUCUUUGGAGCGAUCCCUCAGAACGGGUCACUUUGAUAUACCACUUUGGUAUGGUCCUGGCAAAGAAAGGCUACACAACACUGGUCAAGGAGGAAGUCAUUCCUGCCAUGGAAUAUGUUUCUUCACGGUACCGCCACCGCAAGAACAUGUUCAUCAAAAAUCUCAAACAGGCACUGCUCCCCAUUGUUCUCCCCCAACCUUCGUCCGGCUCUCUCAUCUUUGAGGAGGAAGAUCACCCCGACUAUGCCAUCGUAGCUCAAGCGUCAAUCGGCGUCUCUCACAAAGAUCUUGGUGACCAUUUAGCGGAACUGGUUGCCGAUCGGAAAUAUGACGAGGCGAAGCAGUUUUUGUUUGAGCUUCGCGAGUCCCACACCCACAUUCCUUUCUCGCCGAUCUACCAGGCUGCCGCUCAGAAUGCUCUACAGCAUGCGGCAACCGCUACGCAAAGUCUCGAAGACUUUGCGGCAUGGUUUUCCCUCGUUCCUCUGUACCAUGACCAACCCCUCGAGGAGUUCACGGAUAUUCGAAGGCUAAUUUUUCACGCGCCUCUGACGAAUAUGUCCUUGAUCAUCCGGUUCGCCCUCAUAUGCUCAGAAAAAGGGUAUGCGGAUCUAAUCGGUGGUCAAGUCAUUCCAAGCGUUAUGCGUUUCGCAAAUUCCGAUGUUAGCAAGCAGUUUUACCUGCGAUUUGAGGAAAAACACCAGCAUUAUCUGAAACGGUAUCACGAACGAUCUGCCGCAUCUCUUUGGCGUAAAUUCCAAGCGGUAAUGCGCGGUUCAGCUAUCCGAUCCUUGGUUUAUGCAGGACGGAUAGAUGAGGCGAUAGAUAUGUUACCUCCGAAGAGAGCCACAUACUUUUUGUCAGCUUAUACUUGCGACGUUCUCAACAACGUCCUCGUUAAAGCUGGUGAUGUCAAGUAUUUCCCUCUCCUUGGAUACCUGAGGGCUAUGCGUGUCCAGCAACUUAGGCAGGACGACACUCUUCUACAAGACUAUGCUCAAUCUUCGAUCACCUCACGAUUCACUUCCCAAACUCGUACACUCCCUUACAAUGACCAGUCCCAGUCUCUCGCCCAAACUCUGCGUUCUAUCAAGACGUCGUUCUCAUCCGGUCAUACUCCUCCUCACCCGUCAACCCUAAUCAACUUUUUUAAUGCCUACGUCGAGUCAGGACGUUCACGCGCCAUUGAUCUUCUCCGGCGAAAAGCUCUUCGCUCUAAUCCCAUCGCCAGCACUGUCUUUGUUUUUACGCAGAUGAUCACCUAUUACAGGCUAAACCAGCACUAUCUUGUCUUGCAAACAUUCGUCGACAAUUUUUACAUUACUGGUGUUCCUCGAAGCGAAGUAAUAGCUCGCUUGAAAGGGCAGCAUGAUGUUCCUCUGUCUGUGCCUUUGUCUCAUCGCAGCAAGUUAUGGCCGACAGCCUACCACACUGCUCUCGUCUGGCAUUCCCUUGUCGCCACGACAUCGACUUCGGUUAAAGUUGAGGUCCUGUAUAAAAAACUCAUCGCAACCGCUCGUGGGGAAUACUCGGACCAGCUAUCAGAAACUUUAGCCGCUUUCAGUGGUGUAGAAGUGCUUCACACUCCCCCCGGGGUUAAUAGCGUUUGCGCUGCCGCGUUUACGCCUUUCAUGGGAAAGUUGAUGCGUUCGUCAGGUGUAGAGCGGGGAGCCAGUAUUCUAGCUGACAUGCUCGAGUUGGGGAUCCAACCCACGGCGUAUCACUUCACCGAACUCGCAGGUUACUAUGCAUCUACGGGUAAUGCCCAGAGAGCCCUUUUCCUCCUGGGCCGAUUGGAGACCGCCUUUGACCAACAGGGUGAUAAUGAGGAUAUCAAAAUGCCAAUCUCUGAGAAGGAAAUGCGACAGACGGAGACUGGUACAGCGUCUUCCGAAGAGUUGCCAUCAUCCAUUGAACACACUCGGCUGGUACCUGCAUCUGUUCCCAAUGCGCUGCCCGUGCCUUCGUUUGUCAUGUAUGUUUCCCUUAUGCGGGGAUUCCUUAUUUCCCGGAAUCUUGACGCGGUUGCGGAAGUCAAUGAGCGCAUGCUUAAACGAUACGACUAUAUACCCGGGCAGAACGACUAUCUCGAUGCCGUAUAUUCUGAUUGGCAGAUGAAGCAAGAGGGAAACCGGUAUCCUAUUCGACCGUUGCCUACGAUCAAAUAUAGGCGAGUGCACCCGGGUGAUAACGUUACUCAUGAUGUUUAAGUAGUCGAAGUAGCCGUAAAGCGAAAGUCAAUAGUUAGUAUUGCACUAAUAAGGAAUACACCUAGAAGCUUGCAGAUCCAUGUAUUUAUUAUUGAUAGUACUUCCUUCUUGGAAGGAGCGGGUUGGAUGGAAGUGCUCUUUAGAUGCUCUACACUGAUAAAUGCGAGAAAACAAUGUAAAAGUCACA